Molecule: messenger RNA, 791 nt
Organism: Bombina bombina (fire-bellied toad)
Lineage: Eukaryota; Metazoa; Chordata; Amphibia; Anura; Bombinatoridae
Product: biogenesis of lysosome-related organelles complex 1 subunit 2
Exons: 6
Coding region: 170-628 (152 amino acids)
Biological process (GO): endosomal transport; lysosome localization
Cellular component (GO): BLOC-1 complex; gamma-tubulin complex; BORC complex
Molecular function (GO): gamma-tubulin binding
Source: RefSeq, a predicted model, not a curated record
CACUGAGGAUUUCACACGCUGCAGCAGCACGCUAAGGAUCUCAGCCGCUGUUCCUGUUCUCUCCUGGAAGUCCGUCUCUCCUAGUAUCUACACCGGAUCAUUCUCCUUUUUGCCUAUCUGUUCCACGCUAGAGCUACCGGUCACCAGCCAAUAGCAGAACGACUUCCAUAUGACUGACACAGGAGGAACGUCGGUACCGGCUCAGACUGAGCAGGGGAUGGCAGCUGUCACAUCUCGUCACCCAGCAUCUCAAGAUGACAACGCAGUAGAAACCGCAGAGGAAGCACUUGAACCACCUGAAGCCGAUAUCAACGAACUCUGUAAGGACAUGUUUAGCAAAAUGUCUUGUUAUCUCACAGGGGAACUAGCAGCCACCAGUGAAGACUACAAACUCUUGGAAAAUAUGAAUAAAUUAACUUGUUUGAAGUACAUGGAAAUGAAAGACAUUGCAGGAAACAUCAGUCGAAAUCUCAAGGACUUGAACAAAAAAUAUGCAAGUCUGCAGCCAUAUUUGGAACAAAUAAAUCAAAUUGAAGAUCAAGUAGCAUCAUUGGAAAAUGCAGCGUAUAAACUGGACGCUUAUUCAAAACGGCUAGAGGCAAAGUUCAAGAAACUAGAGAAACGGUGAAAGGCAAAUGAACAAGGACCAUAGCUCAGAAAGGCUAACGGAACAAUAAACAAUGUGCAAUUGCUCCUAAAGUGACUUGUAAUAAGGUUGUUGUGCACAUGACAGAUACUUGUUCAUAUUUAGACUCUAGAAUAAAGGGCAUUGUGCCCAGUAGACGCACAAA